GCCGGCAAGCAGAGGACUGGGCUGGCAAGACCUCCCGAAGGCUGCGAUUUCAUUAUUAAUAUCACUAUAUUUUUGGAGGGAGAGGCACCUUUCUCAUCUUCUCUUCCUCUCCGCCCAUCCCUAUUCCCUCCCCCUCAUCUACCUGUCAAAGUCACUGAUCUUUUGCAUUUCGGAAGAGGAAGUCAACGGGAAGGAAUUCCCCCUCUCGGCUAGGGCUCGAGAGGGGGCUACGCGCAGGAGGCUCCCACCACUCCCCGGGGCCGGAGGCGAAGGGUGUUGGUGCCAGAAGAAAAGAAUGAUUGACGGGAAGCAGACACCAAGCUAUAAACACUCAUCCUUUCGCUUCAGAUACUGAUACCUCAGUGCGCCUGAGCAACCCUUAUGAGCCGUGAGCAUCUAGGAUCACCCAGGGUUAUUGGAUGUACAAUAGGAGAGCCAUCAUUUUGCUAAAUCAUUAUCUGCUGCUGGACAUCUUUUACAAAAACCAAACUAGACCCAAGUCUAAUAGAUAUGUUCUAAGACAAUGAAAAAGCUGCAAGUUAUUGCUAAUGCCUAAUGCACAAGUAUGCUAGGUUUCCACCAAAGUCCUCAAUAUACCUGAUCACGUGCAAUAUCCGAAUCCUUCACUUUUAGUUUUGGAAUCUACUUUGAAGUCUCAUCCUCUUUUUUUUUUCUUUUGUUAAAUGUACAAACCUACCUACGUAUAGACAUACAUGUAUAUGUAAAAUAGAGACCACAGAUAAGCAAACCCGGCUUUUGUUACCACGAAGAUUGCCAAGAAUUUAGAGAUGUAUUUGUCAAGAUUCCUGUCAAUUCAUGCCCUUUGGGUUACAGUGUCCUCAGUGAUGCAGCCCUACCCUUUGGUGUGGGGACAUUAUGAUGUGUGUAAGACUCAGAUUUACACAGAAGAAGGGAAAGUUUGGGAUUAUAUGGCCUGUCAGCCGGAAUCCACAGACAUGACAAAAUAUCUGAAAGUGAAACUGGAUCCUCCGGACAUUACCUGUGGAGACCCUCCUGAGACAUUCUGUGCAAUGGGCAACCCCUACAUGUGCAAUAAUGAGUGUGAUGCAAGUACCCCGGAGCUGGCACAUCCACCUGAGCUGAUGUUUGAUUUUGAAGGAAGACAUCCCUCUACAUUUUGGCAGUCUGCUACUUGGAAAGAGUAUCCCAAGCCUCUCCAGGUUAACAUCACUCUGUCUUGGAGCAAAACUAUUGAGCUCACAGACAACAUAGUUAUUACCUUUGAAUCGGGGCGUCCAGACCAAAUGAUCCUGGAGAAAUCUCUUGAUUAUGGACGAACAUGGCAGCCCUAUCAGUAUUAUGCCACAGACUGCUUAGAUGCUUUUCACAUGGAUCCUAAAUCCGUGAAGGAUUUAUCACAGCAUACGGUCUUAGAAAUCAUUUGCACCGAAGAGUACUCCACAGGGUAUAUGACAAAUAGCAAAAUAAUCCACUUUGAAAUCAAAGAUAGGUUCGCGUUUUUUGCUGGACCUUGGCUACGCAAUAUGGCUUCCCUCUACGGACAGCUGGAUACAACCAAGAAACUCAGAGAUUUCUUUACUGUCACAGACCUGAGGAUAAGGCUUUUGAGACCUGCCGUUGGGGAAAUAUUUGUAGAUGAGCUACACUUGGCACGCUACUUUUACGCCAUCUCAGACAUAAAGGUUCACGGAAGGUAUCCCCAGUAUUUCCAGUAUUGGCACGAAUGUCUGCGACAACGAGCUCCUGCACUGCCAGAACGGAGGGACGUGCCACAACAACGUGCGCUGCCUGUGCCCCGCCGCGUACACGGGCAUCCUGUGCGAGAAGCUGCGGUGCGAAGAAGCGGGCAGCUGCGGCUCCGACUCGGGCCAGGGCGCGCCCCCGCGCGGCUGCCCCGCGCUGCUGCUGCCGCUGGCCGCUCUGCUGGGGACAGCCGGCCCCCUGGGGAUCUAGGUGGCGCAUCCAGCCACCAGACGGGUCCGGCCGUGGGGAAGCACACACAGCCCCAGCAUUUGCUACUAACAUAGGAAACCCACCCUCAGACCCACCCCCCACUCAAACACAGUGUACAAACUAAGAAGGCCCAGCUGAACUAAGCCAUAUAUAACAGCCGUGGACAGCACACCAGAGUCAAGACUGGUAAUUUCUGACUCCAGAGGCGUUGGCAGCUGUUGAUAUUAUCCCUGCAAAUCACAUUGCCCGCUGCAGAGCUUAUCGCCGAUUGGAAAGGCUGUGACAGCCCCCCAAAAGGAACGACAAAAAACAACAACAACAAAUCAACCAACCUAAAAACAUUUGCUACUCGCACGUGGUGUGCCCCCCUGCACCACCGGCCCCGUGUGUGAACCAACCAAACUGAAGCAUCCUUUGCUGACAGUGCAUUGUGGGUCUAAGGAAGUGUGUUACAAGCUGCCAUAUUGGCCUGCUUCAGUCCCUGAACCCCUUCCAACCUGUGCUUUGGUGAACGUUGCUCUGUAACCCUUGUUGGUUGAAAGAUUUCUUUGUCUGAUGUUAGUAAUGCACAUGUGUAACAACCCCCUUCAAAAGCUCAAGCCAGUCGUACCCCGUAUAUCUUAGCAGCACUGGGUCUACCCAGUGCGAGCACACAUCCACUGUCCAAGAGUGGCUGUAGGAAAAAAAAGAAAGUGUAUCUAUCCUUUUGUAUUCAAAUGAAGUUAUUUUUCUUGAAAUACUGUAAUAUGUAGAUUUUUUGUAUUCUUGCCAAUUUGUGUUACCAGACAAUCUGUUAAUGUAUCUAAUUCGAAUCAGCAAAGACUGACAUUUUAUUUUGUCCUCUUUCCUUCUGUUUUGUUUCAUUGUGCAGAGAUUUCUCUGUAAGG
Molecule: messenger RNA, 2822 nt
Organism: Physeter macrocephalus (sperm whale)
Lineage: Eukaryota; Metazoa; Chordata; Mammalia; Artiodactyla; Physeteridae
Gene: NTNG1
Product: netrin G1
Exons: 5
Coding region: 789-2009 (406 amino acids)
Biological process (GO): animal organ morphogenesis; tissue development; substrate adhesion-dependent cell spreading
Cellular component (GO): basement membrane
Source: RefSeq, a predicted model, not a curated record